GAGACCAUUUAACCCCCAGCUUUGAAGCAGUCUCCCGUGGUUUUGGGUUUAGAGAGUCCGUGCGGUGGAGCCAGCGCCCAGAGAGAAGAGAGUUAUUCCGUCACUUUUCCGUGAUCUGCCCGCGCUCCCGUUCCUAGUCUUUGAAAUUCCCGAGGCUCUUAGGAGACCGUCCGUCCCUGUGACAGAUCCCACAGAACUCCCAGAAUGUUCUCCGGCAAUUUAGAGGGCGGGACAGACCAAGAACUACUUUCUUAGACAUACGCGGUUCAGCUGCAUUCUGUGCUUGUCGUUUCCGGAACUUUACGCAACGUGUGUAUGUAAAAUAGCCACUCAGAUGCUUUCUUCACAUGUCGAAAAAAUGCCCUCCUGGCGAAGAGCUCGUCCACCCAGGUAGAGGGCAGCUUUGCCAUGGCCCCUCGGGGGCCCGACCAGGAGGAGUGUGAGGGCCUGCUACAGCAGUGGCGAGAAGAAGGGUCGAGCCAGGUGCUCUCAACUUUGAGUGAGGGUCCCCUUGUAGAUAAGGGACUAGCCCAGAGCAGCCUGGCGCUUCUGAUGGAUAAUCCUGGAGAACAGGAUGCUGUGUCAGAGGACAAGUGGUCCAGCAGGCAGCUGAGUGAUCUACGGGCAGCAGAGAACCUGGAGGAGCCUUUCCCUGAGGUGCUAGGAGAGGAGCCACUGCCAGAGGUCGAGGGCCCAGUGUGGACGGCUGUCCCCAUGCAGACCGGCCCCCAGUAUGCAGACUGUGCUGCCCUCCCAAUGGGUGCCCUGGCUGCAGAGCAGUGGGAAGAGGACCCUGCAGUGGUGGCCUGGAGCAUAGCACCUGGGCCUAUGCCCCAGGAAGAGGCUCUCAUCUGGCCUUUUGAGGGCCUGGGGCAGUUGCAGCCUCCCCCGAUGGAAAUCCCAUAUCAUGAAAUCUUGUGGCGAGAAUGGGAGGAUUUCUCUACUCAGCCAGAUGCUCAGGGCCUGGAGGCGGGGGAUGGCCCUCAGUUCCAGUUCACUCUAAUGUCCUAUAACAUCCUGGCCCAGGACCUGAUGCAGCAGAGCUCAGAGCUCUACCUGCAUUGCCACCCAGACAUCCUCAAUUGGAACUAUCGCUUUGCGAAUCUCAUGCAGGAAUUCCAGCACUGGGACCCUGAUAUCCUGUGUCUCCAGGAAGUCCAGGAGGAUCAUUACUGGGAGCAGCUGGAGCCUUCUCUGCGAAUGAUGGGUUUUACCUGUUUCUACAAGAGGAGGACCGGAUGUAAGACAGAUGGCUGUGCUGUCUGCUACAAGCCCACGAGAUUCCGUCUGCUCUGUGCCAGCCCUGUGGAGUACUUUCGGCCUGGCUUGGAGCUCCUCAAUCGGGACAACGUGGGCUUAGUGUUGCUGUUGCAGCCACUAGUCCCAGAAGGCCUGGGGCAAGUCUCGGUGGCCCCUCUCUGUGUGGCAAAUACCCAUGUCUUAUACAACCCACGCCGGGGUGAUGUCAAGCUGGCCCAGAUGGCCAUUCUCUUGGCAGAAGUGGACAAAGUGGCCAGGUUGUCAGAUGGCAGCCAUUGCCCCAUCGUCUUGUGUGGGGACCUGAAUUCUGUUCCUGAUUCACCUCUCUACAACUUCAUCAGGGAUGGGGAGCUCCAGUACCAUGGGAUGCCAGCCUGGAAGGUAUCUGGACAGGAAGACUUCUCCCAUCAGCUUUACCAGAGGAAGCUACAAGCCCCACUAUGGCCCAGCUCCCUGGGUAUUACUGAUUGCUGUCAGUAUGUCACUUUCUGUCACCCCAAGAGAUCAGAGAGACUACAGUAUAGCCGAGACUUCCUGCUGCGAUUCCGUUUCUGUGAUGUUGCCUGUCAGCGACCAGUGGGACUGGUUCUUAUGGAAGGAGUGACAGAUACUAAGCCAGAGCGACCUGCCGGCUGGGCUGAGUCUGUCCUUGAGGAAGACACAUUGGAGCCUGAGCCUGUCUUGCCCAGGACUGUAGGUACCAUCCAGCACUGUCUUCACCUGACCUCGGUAUAUACUCAUUUCCUGCCCCAGCAUGGCCGCCCAGAGGUCACCACAAUGCCCUUGGGUCUUGGAACAACAGUGGAUUACAUCUUCUUCUCAGCUGAGUCCUGUGAGAAUAGGAACAGAACUGAUCGCAGGCUGUGUCAAGAUGGGACUCUCAAACUUCUGGGCCGUCUCUCCCUCCUCUCUGAAGAGAUUCUCUGGGCUGCCAACGGCUUACCCAACCCCUUCUGCUCUUCAGACCACCUCUGCCUGCUGGCCAGCUUUGGGAUGCAAGUCAUCGCCCCAUGACGGGGCUCCCAGGGGAAGAGAGCUUCUCUUCCGGAAGAGUUCACUGGAUCAGAGACUGUGGAAAUACCCCAUGCUUUUGGAAACUUAGAUCCAAGAAACUUCCGUUCCCUCCCCUCCCUUCCCCUACCCUGUUACCUUUUUCCUAUGGUUAGAUUUUCUCCAGGCCUGUCCACGUUCUCUGCCUGUGGUCCCUGCCCACCCCAACCUCUUCCUAAUCCUGUGCCACAUACUCAGUGGCCCUGGGAGAGGCCGAAGGGGAGAUCCCCCUUCCUUCCAUGUAUCCAGUGCUCCCCCUUGAUUUUUAAUUACCAGGGUUGCGGGAGCUAUUGAUCUCAUUGGUUAUUUGCUUUCAGGCCGUUUCUUGAUGGUAUCUUCGAACCCAGUGUUCUUCCUGCCUUCCUGACCUCUGGGCCCAGCCCUCUUGCCAGGCCCGUACACAUGUGAGAUGUGCGUAGUGUGCAUGUGUGUCCUCUCGGGGUGGGACUGCUCUGUACAGCGUGCCUGCCUCUGAUCAGCCCACUUUCCACACGGGGGCUGUCAGCCUAGGGGCAGGUCGAGAGCAUGACCUGGCUGCUGUGUGUUGCCAGGCAGCAGCAGGAGCAUGGGUCCUUCUCCCCUUUUAUCUUGUGUGUCUCAUUAGGCAUUCACAUCAUGCCAACCAGGGCAUCCUCAUCAUCUGGGCUCUGGGAAAGAAUGGGCCACACAGCCUGGAGCAGCAGAUUCAGGGAUGUGCCGCCUGCCCCAGCUGCCUCCGAGCCUCCAACCCAGAGCUCCCCAAAGGCCUGGCAUGCUUUCUCUAGGGCUUGUCCCUUUCCCCAGGCUGCUGUGAGAAAGGCAAAAGUUUGAACCCCUGUAUGGAGUCAGUGGGCUGGAAUAGUAGUUUGAGGUUUGAAAGGAUGAGAAAGAACCUUCAAGAAACUCUUGUCUUGCUGGACUCUGCCCCCUGCGGAACUGGGGCAAGGGUGGGAGUCCCGGUAGGGGAAAGAGCAGGCAGGCUGUGCAGCUGCCUCAGCUGGGACCCAAGACCUCAGGGACUUGUUCUCUUCCUCUGCAUACCUCAGAAGCAGUUUUCUGUUCCUUUCCUCCCACCUCUUUUUACCUCCUUCCCUCCCCCCUUCCUUUCCAUUUUGUUCUAGAAAAGCCAGGUAUUCAGCUCAGGCCAAACCCUCUCUGCAGAAGGUGGCCUUGGGCAAAGCCUGUCCAAGAAGUCAAGGUGGCAGUGUUUUAGGGUUUGUUCCUGCUGGCAAGACCUCAGCUGCUCAUUGCCAGUGUUGCUCCUCUACCACAGGGCUACCCUGGCCCAUUCAUGGCCUUGCCCUGCCCCCGCUGUGUCACCUGCAUGCCUUAAUCUUUCAUAGCUGGGGUACAGCCUAGGUGUUACCGGGCCAGCUGGUCCUCCCAGAGUAGCUGCUGGUCCUUGCAGACUGGCCUUGCUGUUGCCCUGCUUGGCCUUCAGAAUGGGACUGAAGGGGGUACCUGAGCGGCUAGAGUUAGGGACAGUUAGCCAGAGGUUCUCUCCCUUUUUUUUUUUUGAAAGCCAAAGACCCAGCUUGAAUUCUGCUGCUGUGUUCAUGGUUAUAAGCUUUCUGUGCCUAGGUACUGGGGAAUUUAUCUGUGCGUGUAUAUUUCUGAACAUUGUUUCCUGGGUACUGGGCAUGUGCCUGUCUGAGCCCCAGGCCCACUUGUCCACACCCCACCCAUCGUUCACUCUGUCUCUCCCCGGGUGCCUCCUGAGAUGGUCUUAAGUCAGUGCCCUAUUGGUUGUCAGGACUAUGGCCUAUCACUGUUCUCUUCUGCCAGGAAAUGUGGUUUAAACGGCUCAAGAUGGCAGAGGGCAGGAGUUUUAUAUAUUAUCUUUUCCUUGUUUUCUUAUUUGUUUCUGUUUUGGAAUUGAAGUGGGGGUUUUAAGUGGUCAUUUAAGCUCUCUUUUCCAAAUAAAGGUUUACCAUUUCC
Molecule: messenger RNA, 4227 nt
Organism: Acinonyx jubatus (cheetah)
Lineage: Eukaryota; Metazoa; Chordata; Mammalia; Carnivora; Felidae
Gene: ANGEL1
Product: angel homolog 1
Exons: 10
Coding region: 409-2274 (621 amino acids)
Molecular function (GO): 3'-5'-RNA exonuclease activity
Source: RefSeq, a predicted model, not a curated record